UCGGGAUCGGGAUCGGGAUCGGGAUCGGGACCGGGAUCGGACACCGGGCACCACACCGGACACCGGGACCGGGCACAGCCUCGGUCUCCACACCGCGCUCGCUCCGCAGCCCCCGAGCGGCAGGGCCGGCCCCGCUGCCCCGGUAGCGGCCCCCGGCUCCCCUCAGCCAUGUCGGUGGACCCCAUGGCCUACGAGGCGCAGUUCUUCGGGUUCACUCCCCAGACGUGCAUGCUGCGCGUCUACAUCGCCUUCCAGGACUACCUGUUCGAGAUGAUGCUGGUGGUGGAGGGCGUGAUCCUCAAGAAGCUGGACGCGAUCCCCGGCUGCCAGAUCAGCCCCUCGCAGAUCCGCAAAUGCACCGAGAAGUUCCUGCUCUUCAUGAAGGACCACUUCGACAAACUCUUCGGCAGGAUGGAGGAGGUGCUGCUGCAGCUGGUGCUGAACAUCCCCAAGAACGUGCUGCUGCCCGAGGACAAGGUGCACGAGCAGUAUCCCUGCAGCAAGGAGGAAUUCCAGGCGCUGCAGGAGGAGCUGCAGCAGCUGCAGCAGCAGUGCAGGGCCGAGGCGGCCGCGGGGGAGGCUCUGAGGGCCGAGCUGGAGGAGCAGAAGGCUGUCCUGGGGGAGCUGGAGAAGAUCGUGCAGUGUUUCAAUGGGCUCGAGAACAUCUGCAGGGAGCACGGGACCGGCAACUUCAAGGAGAGCUUUGCCUUCCUGACGCAGAACUCGAAGAGGCUGCAGGAUGCGCUCAAAGAGGUCGAGGAGAAGAGCAAAAAAAUGGAGCAGGAUGAGAAGUUACUGUAAUGGAAGUGCUGGCAAGGCAACAGAAGUCGUGUGGAGAGCUUGCUAAAAUGGUUGAGACUUGUCUCCCUUGCUCCUCUCAUCCUGCCAGGAGCUGGACUAAAAGUUGAACCUCCCUAGGGAGGAAAUCCUGUAAAAUGUAACUCAGAAUUGGUGACCUGGAAUAAACUUUGGGUUGGAUAACCUGGCUGUGAAGGUGCCUUCCUGGCCACUGAACGUUUCCUUUGAACACAACACUGCACGUGCCUAUCUUGAGGAUUAUAAAAACCAGUCUCAUUAAGACUUGCAGGAAUGUUUAGGUGGGUUUCCAGCCUGAUGGCAGUGCAGGUGAUGGUGCCAUGAGGACAAGGGGACUAAUAAUUUAUACUUUAUUAGCA
Molecule: messenger RNA, 1175 nt
Organism: Myiozetetes cayanensis
Lineage: Eukaryota; Metazoa; Chordata; Aves; Passeriformes; Tyrannidae
Gene: MIS12
Product: MIS12 kinetochore complex component
Exons: 1
Coding region: 169-801 (210 amino acids)
Biological process (GO): mitotic sister chromatid segregation; protein localization to kinetochore; kinetochore assembly
Cellular component (GO): nucleus; chromosome, centromeric region
Source: RefSeq, a predicted model, not a curated record